Messenger RNA from Carassius gibelio (silver crucian carp), 4262 nucleotides. RefSeq names its product zinc finger protein 501. The transcript has 5 exons. The record is from RefSeq and is a predicted model, not a curated record. Gene Ontology annotation, biological process: negative regulation of transcription by RNA polymerase II; regulation of cytokine production; regulation of immune system process. Bases 2445 to 3968 code for a protein of 507 amino acids. NCBI's taxonomy places the organism in Eukaryota, Metazoa, Chordata, Actinopteri, Cypriniformes, Cyprinidae.
CAAUCUGGGAAAGAAAUCUUGUUUGGCUCGUCCUGAAAGUCUUCAUUGAGUUCUUAUUGCCAGUAGGUGGCAGUGAACUUUUUAAUGUUGUGGACUGAUCCAAGUGCUGUAUAUAAUGUAAUGUUUGACUGAGUAGAGCAAUAAUUUUAAAUCAGACAGAACUAUUAAAAAUCAUCCAAAUAAAAUAAUACAAUAAUAUGAUUGCCUAGGUUUCAUAAGCCAUGUUUUAUGUGGUGAAAUGCAUGAUGGAAAGUCAUUGGCCUAGUGAAUAGAGAGUUGGACUCCUAAUCCUAAGGUUGUGGGUUCGAGUCUUGGGACGGCAAUACCACAUCUGAGGUGCUCUUGAGCAAGGCACCGAACCCCAAACUGCUCCCGGGCACCGCAGCAUAAAUGAUGCCUGUGCAUGCGCGCACACUUUGGAUGGGUUAAAUGCAGAGCACAAAUUCUGAGGGUCACCAUACUUGGCUGAAUGUCACUUCACUUUCACUAGCAAAUCACUCUGCUUUUUCAUUGCUGGACUGGUUUCUUUUCAUCAAGAACGAGCCAUGGUUUAUAAACUAUCCAUUUCUAUCUCGAUAUUUAAAAUAUAUCGAGAUAUUUUUUAAACACGAUAUGGAUUUUGACAUAUCGUAUAUAUCGAUAUAUUGUUUAUAUUCUGAUUCCGCCACUUUGCUUGUUUGCCUUCCCUGUGCUGUGCUCGCCCCCGCUCACUCGCCCCCCGCCUCCUUGCUUUUGUCCCCUCUCACCUCGCGUGUAGAGAACUAGUCAAAAAAAAAAAAAAGACAACUGGCUCCAUUAUAUGGAGAUACUUCAGUUUUAAGGCGUAGGGCGAACGGCAGGCAGAUGUCUACUGUAGGGCCCAAUGAAACGCGGACGGAAUCGCGGAAUCCAGUCAUAAAAAUGGAAUUUACAGUUUAACGCGGAAUGUCACGGAAUUGGUCAAAUUUUAAAUGAAUUAAUCAAAAGUCGGUCAUGCACUUACAUCAAAUCGCGAAAUGGACUAAUAUCUGCAAAUAUUAACCCGGAAAAGUCUAUUUAAAUAUGAAUCCUGCAUGUUCUGCGUGUCUGUGUCAACGAAUGGAGCAGAAGCGCGUCUUCAUUCAUUAAACACGGAAGCUCGCAUAACGCUCGCGCUGAUUUCAUUGUCUUUCCUCUCUCUAAAUAAAGACGUGAACACAUGAGGAACAUCUCCAGAACUGCACUGAGAGUGAUUCAAUUCAAAAACUUGGGAGAGCUUCACUUGGAGUGGACUGAAGCCGGAGUCAGCGCAUAAAGAGCCACCACACUCAGAUGUCUUCAGGAAAAGGGCUACAGCUGUCACAUUCCUAGAAUCAAGCCACUCCUGAACCAGAAAAACAGAACAGUCCUCUUUUCAGAUUAAAGUAACUUUAGCAUUUCAUUUGGAAAUCAAGGUCUGGAGGAAGACUGGAGAUGCACAGAAUCCAAAGUCCAGUAUGAAGUUUCAGAAGUCAGUGAUGAUUUGGGUAGCUGUGACAUCUGCUGGUGUUGCUCCAUUGUGUUUUAUCAGUCCAAAGUCAAUGCAGCCAUCUACCAGGAGAUUUUGUAGCACUUUAUGCUUCCAUCUGCUGACACUGCUGACAUAAACACAUAGUUUGUGUGCAAUGAAUCUAGAAUAUAAGAAAGUUUGCUUUUUUUUAAUUACAUAACAAAAAAAUGAACAACAUUUCCAUGAUAUUCAUUUUUUUUUUAGAUGCACCUGUAUUUCAGACAUCCUAGGCUAACUGUACUGAAAUUGCAUACAGUGAGUAGGAAGUACAUUUUAAUUUGAAUUAGGAUGCAAGUACUAUAUCUGAGUAUGGUGUUACAGUCACAUGACCUACUAGAGUCGGUCGUGUUACUUAAAAGCCAUUCAUAAAUCUGCUCCGGUCUCAUGGAACAGUAAGUGUCUAUCGAAUGCACAAUUCAGAAUCUUGCUGGAAAUGGAUGUUAAUCCAGGUACUUUUUGCCUACUUUCUUUCAAAUAUGAAAUUUCAUGCUUCUUUAUUAUAUACCACAUGAAUAACUUGACGAGUAUGUCGGAAUUCAAAAGAAUAGGCAAAAAAUGCAUUGACAUACCUAUAGAAAGACUCUGAAGUGUCCAUAUGUUCAUUUUAGUGUCCCGUUUGUCACAUUUGAUUGUCAUUAAGCAACAUGACUUGAAUGAAGUGUUUAUUUAUACACCAUUAACCACAUUAGUUUAUAAAUUUCAAAAACGUAAUUGUGAAUUUUGGGCUUUGCAAGCAUGACGCUGUACACUGAAAUUAAAUGUGCAGUCUUUAUUUAAGUGAGAAAGCAGGUGCAGACAGAAUAUCUACUAACACCUCGUUCUGACUCAGCGAGAUUAGCACUUCUCGAACUGUAGGAGGCGCUGUGACCAUCUUAGUCCAGUAAAUCCACUGGUAAAACCACUGAAGAAGAAAAGACUGUUGGAGGCUACAGACUCGAUGUUGAGCAUGAAAGCGCAGGUGGAUGUGCUCUGCUGUAAAUCAGUAGGAACUGAUCUGUCCAUGCUGGAUAUUGAGGAUUUCAUCACAGAAAUCUGUCAGCUGAAGAAAGAGGUGGCUUCACUGGAGGCAAAGCUGAGAGAAAGAGGAGACAAACUGAACAGAGAGGAUGUGGAGCAGGUUUGGGUGCGUGAGACUGAUGGGACAGAAGCUCAGGAUUCAGUCUGGAGUGUCAGAGAUCAGAGAUCCAGAGACACACAGGACUCAGAGCUCAGCCUCACUUUACUCUGUUAUACUGACGCUCAGGAUCAUGAAUCCACUGAUCAAACCUCUGACUGUAACGCUGGAGAACAGCAGAUGCUGCAGACGCCGCUGAAGAUGUGCUCCGUCAAACUGGUGGACUGCAGGAACCUGAUCGAGAGCAGAGGAGAAGAAACCACCGCAGAGAAACAACAACAACACACUGAUGAGGAAGAGGAGGAGAAUAAUGGGGAGGAUAAUGAAGAUGAUGAUGAUGAUGGUGACUUUGUUCUUUUAGAUGACAGCGCUAGUUCAUCUUCUGAUGGACACAUUGGAUCUGUAUCUAAAGAGCAAAGGACAGUGACCAACUGUGAAAAAAAAUUAAGCAAAGCGGGUCAUUUAACGCAACAUCAGAGAAAACGCACAAAACAGACAAACUACAGCUGCAAGAUCUGCAACAUCAGUUUUCCGACCUUCAAAGAGAGAACCGUUCAUUCAAAAGAGCACAGCGUGAAGAAGGAGUUUCACUGUGAACAGUGCGGGAAGGAUUUUUUUAACACUCUUUAUAGUAUGAGAGCUCAUAUGAAGACACAUGAAGAAAAGUCUCUUCAGUGCAAUGAAUGCAACAAGUAUUUCCGCAACAAACGAGAUCUUUCAGUUCAUAUGAGAAUUCACACGGGUGAAAAACCGUACAAGUGUCCUCAAUGUGAGAAAAGCUUCAACCAGGGAUCUAAUCUGAGGACACAUCUACUCAAGCACAGCAAUGAGAGACCGCAUCAAUGCAAUGAAUGUGGAAAACAUUUUAUAAGCACAGCUUCUCUAAAGUUACACCAAAAAAUGCACUCUGAUGACAAACGUUAUCAGUGUUCACACUGUGAGAAACGUUUCUAUCAUACAGGUCACAGAAAAACCCAUGAGAGGAUUCACACCGGAGAGAAACCUUUCCUGUGCUCCGACUGUGGGAAGAGCUUCGCUAGUCCAUUUGCUUUCAAAGUUCAUCAGAGAAUUCACACAGGAGAAAGACCUUAUCCUUGUAGUGAUUGUUCGAAGAGUUUCUAUAAACUAAGUGACUUAAAGCUACACCGGAGGACUCAUACAAAAGAAAAACCUUUUAAAUGCUCACUUUGUGACAAGACUUUUGGUAUAUCAACUUCCCUGAAGAUCCAUGAACGAAUACAUACAGGAGAGAAACCUUACUGCUGCUCCAUCUGCGGAGAGAGAUUUUCUUUUAAAUGGGGUUUUCAGAGCCACAAGAAGAAACACACUGCUCCAGAAUCAUUAUAGCUUCUCCAUGUAAUUAUUUUUAGGUUGUCAAAACAUUGUGUUACAGUAAUGUUGUUAUAUGGUCAUAUAUUCCUUUUUAUUUGAUUAUUACAUUGUUUUAUUAAGGUUUAUACACUGCUAAGUAAAUUAAAGGAACACAUUGAAACACAUGACACAUUUGAAAACAUCAGAUCUCAAUGGGGAAGAAUAUCAUGCUGGAUACCUAUACCGAUAUGAACUCUGUGAUGUGUCAGUAAUGAAAGGAUGCUACAUUGUUUAAUGAAAAUUAUUAACCUAUAGAGGGCUGAAUUCAAA